This is a messenger RNA of Dama dama (fallow deer), 1524 nucleotides long. RefSeq names its product tripartite motif-containing protein 43-like. The transcript is spliced from 6 exons. Lineage: Eukaryota; Metazoa; Chordata; Mammalia; Artiodactyla; Cervidae. The record is from RefSeq and is a predicted model, not a curated record. Gene Ontology annotation, molecular function: zinc ion binding; protein binding.
AUGGACUCAGAAAUCCCAGAAGCCUUCCAGAAGGAGCUCACCUGCCUCGUCUGCCUGAAUUUCCUUCUAGACCCAGUCACCAUAGGCUGUGGACACAGCUUCUGUAGGUCCUGUCUUUGUCUUUUCUGGGAACAAGCCGAAGCCCCUGCCAGUUGUCCGGUGUGCAGACAAUGAUCAGAACAGACAAACUUCAAAACCAAUUUUCUUCUGAAGAAUCUGGUGUCCACUGUCAGAAAAGCCAAUCUCAGGCAAUCCCUGAAGUGUGAGGAACAGCUGUGUGGGACCCACAAGCAGACAAAGACGAUCUUCUGUGAAGCUGACAAGAGCUUGCUCUGUUUGGUCUGCUCUCAAGGUCAGGAGCACAAGACUCACAGACAUAGUCCUGCUGAAGAGGCUGCUGAGGAAUCCUGGGAGAAGUUGGCAAACCAAAUGAGAUCUUUAUGGGAAAAGAUACAAGAUGUUGAAAGAAACCUCAAAAAAUAUGACGAACGAGCUGAUGCUUGGAUGUUUUCUGUGAAUGGACAUGGAAACAUGAUUAGGAAAACUUAUCAGAUGUUAACUCCAAUUCUUCAGGAGGGAGAAAAUUACUACAAAGGGUUUAUUACAAAAGAAGGCCAAAAGAUUUAUAAGCAAAUCAGAAAGAGACAAAAGGAACUGAGUGGAAAGAAGACAGAUCUCAAAAUAAUAUACACAGAAUUCAAGAAAAUGUCCUAUAAACCAAAUGUGGAGCUGCUCCAGGCUGUGUUCACGAAGCCCUGGGCAGCAGAAGGAUGGACUGCAUCUUCCUCUUACAGGGGUGAGUCAGCACAGCUGCACGUGCCUCAGCCUCCGCUCCCAGGACUCCCUGCGCGACCCGUGGCCGGGCUGAUGGACUGGCUCCACCGCUUCCGGGGUGAGCGUCACCCCGCCGGUGCGUCUUCCCUGCAGGGUCCCUCAGUGUUGGUUUCUGCAGACAGUCUUUCCCGCUUCAUCUCUCAGCCUGUGCAGAACAGCCUGCAAAUAGGCAGGAGUAAUGGAGGUGGAGUCAAUUUUUCUUUCAAUAAGGAAGUAAGCAGUCAGCACAUCAGGCUGCUCGAUGAUGCAAGACGUCUGACGUAUGAACAUUCCAGCCUCCAUGCAUCUUUGGAUGGUGAAACAUGGAAGUAUUUUGCUGCAUGGGGAGACCAGAGCUUCACCUCUGUCAAACAGUACUGGGAGAUGCUCGUGGACAGCUCUUGGGACUGGGCUGUAGGCGUCUGUAAGGAUUCCUGGAUAAGGAAGGACGAUGGCAUACUGGACGAGUCCAACAGGGACAAGUUUCUCCUUCUGUGUGUGAAGCAGGAUGACCAUUACCAACUCUGGACCACCGCCCCCACCACGCCUCUGUACAUAGAGAGACCUCUGGACAGGGUUGGGGUGUUCCUUGAUUGUGACAGUGGGAGUAUUAGUUUUGUGGAUGUUACCAAGCACUCCCUCCUUUGGAGGUAUGAUGAUGGCGUGUUCACUUUCCCUGUCAGGCCCUUCAUCUGCACUGGCCACAGGUGA